This is a messenger RNA of Sorex araneus (European shrew), 2853 nucleotides long. It is a transcript of the gene KLHL30, whose product is annotated as kelch like family member 30. The record is from RefSeq and is a predicted model, not a curated record. Gene Ontology annotation, molecular function: protein binding. The transcript has 8 exons. Bases 97 to 1836 code for a protein of 579 amino acids. NCBI's taxonomy places the organism in Eukaryota, Metazoa, Chordata, Mammalia, Eulipotyphla, Soricidae.
GCCAGUCCAGCAGGCCUGGUGUCCCUCACAGCCAGGGACGCAGCCGGAGUCGUCAGCUACGGGCCGGGGCUGAUCGAGAGGCGCCCCCGCGGAGCCAUGGUGCGGACCACAGACGACCUCCACUUCCAGCUCCCAUCCCACGCGCAGGACAUGCUGGCCGGCCUGCUGCAGCUCCGCGCGCAGCCCAAGCUGGCCGACGUCACCUUGCUGGUGGACGGCCAGGAGCUGCCCUGCCACCGCGGCCUCCUGGCACUCAGCAGCCCCUACUUCCACGCCAUGUUCACGGGCGACUUCGCCGAGAGCUUCUCGGCACGCGUGGAGCUGCGGGACGUGGACGCGGCUGUGGUGGGGCAGCUGGUGGACUUCGUGUACACGGGCCGGCUGACGGUGACGCAGGCCAACGUGGAGGCGCUGACCCGCACGGCCGCGCGCCUGCACUUCCCGGCCGUGCAGGAGGUGUGUGGCCGCUACCUGCAGCAGCAGCUGGACGCCUCCAACUGCCUGGGCAUCUGGGAGUUCGGGGAGCAGCAGGGCCUGCUGGGGGUGGCCUCCAAGGCCCGGGCCUUCCUGCAGGAGAACUUUGAGGCCGUGGCCCAGGAGGACGAGUUCCUGCAGCUAGCCCCCGACCGCCUGUCCACGUGUCUGACCAGUGACCUGCUCCAGGCGCAGCCAGAGCAGAGCCGUCUGGAGGCCCUGCUGCGCUGGGCACGCCACGACCCGCAGGCCCGGGCCCAGCACCUGCCCCCGCUGCUGAGCCUGGUGCCCCUGGACGCACUGCCCACACCCUGCGUGCAGCAGCUGCUGGCUACGGAGCCACUGAUCCGAGCGUCGGAGGCCUGCCAGGCUGCCCUGUCGCAGGACCACGGAGGGGAGCUGCCGGCGCUCCUGCAGAAGCUGGAGGAGGUCCUGGUGGUGGUGGGCGGCCGUGCACUGGAAGAGGACGAGGAGGGCACCCAGGAGCCUGCUCCCCACCUUGGCAACUUCGCCUUCUAUCACCCCAAAGCCAAGAACUGGAUGGCGCUCCCUGACUUCCCCGACUACCACAAGUGGGGCUUCUCUGUGGCGGCGCUCAACAACCAGAUCUACGUCACAGGCGGGUCCCGCGGCAGCCGCACCGACACGUGGUCGAGCGCCGAGGCCUGGUGCUUCCCGCUGCAGGAGGGCGCGUGGCGGCCCGCGGCGCCCAUGCUCAAGGCCCGCACCAACCACACGAGCGCCGCGCUCAACGGGGAGAUCUACGUCGUGGGCGGCACCACCCUGGACGUGGUGGAGGUGGAGCGCUACGACCCCUACACGGACGCCUGGACCCCCGUCAGCCCCGCGCUCAAGUACGUCAGCAACUUCUCCGCCGCCGGCUGCCGCGGCCGCCUCUACCUGGUGGGCUCCAGCGCCUGCAAGUACAACGCGCUGGCCCUGCAGAGCUACCACCCCGCCACAGACUGCUGGAGCGUGAUCGCGUCGCCCUUCCUCCCCAAGUACGUGUCGUCUCCGCGCUGCGCGGCGCUGCACGGGGACCUCUACCUGCUCGGGGACAACAGCAAGAAGGUCUACGUGUACGACCCCGGGGCCAACCUGUGGCAGAAGGUGCCGCCCCUGCACAGCCUGCACGAGAACGGGGCACUGGUGCCCUUGGGUGACCGGCUCUACGUGACCGGGGGCCGCUGGCAGGGCCUGGAGGGCGACUACCGCGUGGAGAUGGAGGCCUACGACCGCGGGCGCGGCGUCUGGGUGCGCCACGGCGCCCUGCCCCGCCUCUGGCUCUACCACGGCGCCUCCACCGUCUUCCUGGACGUCUGCAAGUGGACACAGCCCUUCCGGGCCCGCCAGGAGCCCUGAGUGCCGAGCCCCCAUACCGCCCCUGCAGCCUGACCCCCCCCUUUUCCCUGUGCUUGCUCCCCUGCCCCGCCCGUGAGGACUUGAGAGAGCAGUGGUCAGGCUCUGCAGCUGCUGGCCCUCGCCGCAAGACCAGGGGCGGGGCUGAAAGGCCUCUGGGCGUGUCCAGAUGCCCGUGGGCGGGGCUAGAUGUCCAGGGGCGUGUCCAGAUGCCCGUGGGCGGGGCUAGGAGCAUCGUGGGCUGUGGCCAGAGGCCCAUAGGUAGGGCUAGAGACCAGGGGCGGGACUGAAAGGUCUCUGGGCGUGUCCAGAUGCCCGUGGGUGGGGCUAGAGAGGUCCAGGGGCAUGUCCAGAUGCCCGUGGGUGGGGCUAGAGAGGUCCAGGGGCAUGUCCAGAUGCCCGUGGGCGGGGCUAAGAGCAUCGUGGGCUGUGGCCAGAGGCCCAUAGGUAGGGCUAGAGACCAGGGGUGGGGCUGAGGCGUCUGAGGCUUCAGAGAGCCAGGAGAACUUUUGUGAGGAGCCUCCCCACAGGUGCCCUUUUGAGGACUGCACCAAAGGAGAUAGCACUGAGCUGCACCUAGGUGUUGGCGAGGGUGGGCCCCUCUACCUUCUGCCGGCAACGGCUGCAAAGGCUGCUCGGACUCGGUGACGACCCCCGGAGGGCGGCACCCACAGACACGCUAGGAGGGAGGAGGUUCUUCUGUCUGUGGGGGCUGGGAGUGAGGGUCGGCAAAGGCUCCCGGGAGGGGUGCAGGAAGGGGUGCUCCGCCAGGAGCCCCGUUUCCUGAGCAAUUUGCUUCCAUUAACGUCCUGCGGGCUCAAAGAUUUCCUGGGCGGGGGCACCCGCUGGACUUCAAGGCACGGCCACUGCACUGGGACCGAGGGCCAGAGGUCCCGGUCCUCCCCACCUGGGCAGGACCAGGGGGACCCCAUCAGUGUCAGAGCCCAGCCCUGCUCUCUACCCCACACGGGGCUGCAUGAGUGAAUGUGGGGUCGUGAAAAUUUUCAGGAUGUGUUUGGA